AUGCCCAACAGCAGCUCCAUAUCCCAGUUCCUGCUCCUGGCAUUUGCAGACAGGCGGGAGCUGCAGCUGCUGCACUUCUGGCUCUUCCUGGGCAUCUCCCUGGGCAACGGCCUCAUCCUCAGCGCCGUAGCCUGCGACCAGCACCUGCACACCCCCAGGGACUUCUUCCUGCUGCACCUCUCCCUCACAGACCUGGGCUGCAUCUGCACCACUGUGCCCAAAGCCAUGCACAACUCCCUCUGGGGCACCACAACCAUCUCCUUCACAGGAUGUGCUGCUCAGGUCUUUUUCCUUUUCUUCUUUCUUGGGACAGAGUUUUCCUUCCUCACUAUCAUGUGUUACAACCGCUAUGUUGCCAUCUGCAAACCCCUGCACUACGGGACCCUCCUGGGCAGCAGAGCUUGUGCCCACAUGGCAGCAGCUGCCUGGGCCUCUGGGUUUCUCAAUGCUCUGCUGCACACAGCCAAUACAUUUUCCCUGCCCCUGUGCCAGGGCAAUGCCCUGGGCCAGUUCUUCUGUGAAAUCCCUCAGAUCCUCAAGCUCUCCUGCUCACACUCAGGCUACCUGAGAGAACUGGGACUUCUUGGGGCUAGUGCCUGUUUAGCAUUUGGCUGCUUUGUUUUCAUAGUUUUCUCCUAUGUGCAGAUCUUCAGGGCUGUGCUGAGGAUACCCUCUAAGCAGGGACAGCACAAAGCCUUUUCCACGUGCCUCCCUCACCUGGCUGUGGUCUCCCUGUUUGUCAGCACUGGCACAUUUGCCUACCUGAAGCCCCCCUCCAUCUCCUCCCCAUCCCUGGAUCUGGCCCUGUCAGUUCUGUACUCGGUGAUGCCUCCAGCCCUGAACCCCCUCAUCUGCAGCCUGAGGAACCAGGAGCUCAAGGAUGCCAUAAGGAAAAUGAUGACUAGAUGCUUUGCAGAAGAAAUAAAAGUGCCUGUGUUCUUGUGUGUAUCAUUCAGAAGGGGAGUCCUUAAUGUACAAGCAUUCCUGCUCAAGUUUUUGCGGGGGUCAUGA
This is a messenger RNA of Myiozetetes cayanensis, 1011 nucleotides long. RefSeq names its product olfactory receptor 14C36-like. Gene Ontology annotation, biological process: G protein-coupled receptor signaling pathway. The coding region runs from base 1 to 1011 and encodes 336 amino acids. The transcript has a single exon. The record is from RefSeq and is a predicted model, not a curated record. Gene Ontology annotation, cellular component: membrane. NCBI's taxonomy places the organism in Eukaryota, Metazoa, Chordata, Aves, Passeriformes, Tyrannidae. Gene Ontology annotation, molecular function: olfactory receptor activity; G protein-coupled receptor activity.